CGCACGGGACUCCCAGCUGCACAGUCUGGCCCCAUGGCCUGCAAGGCAACAUACAGCAACGUCAACAUCAUUGAACCAGGACAAGAGGAGCCGUGGGGUUCUGAGCCAAGGGAGAAGGCAGCUGUCAGCGAUGCGUACACUGAAGAGGAGAACGAAUAUGAGGCUGUUGACCCAGCUCUUGGUGCAAGGAGGAGGCAGAUGGAGCAGCAGGAGGCUCGGGCUCCAGAGUGGGAGUGGAGACGGGGCCAGCGGUGGAUUUUGGCCUGCGCGACUGUCCUGGGAGUCUCUGUGCUGCUGAACCUGCUGCUCCUCACACUUGGUGUUGUCCGAUACAUGGAGAUGGCCAGCACCCUUGAGAGAAUGCAAGAGGAGAACCAGCAGCUCCAGGAUGUGGGCUCUCCAGCCUCUGGCUCCUUCCUGAUCUACAGUGAGUCACACCAGCUGUGUGUGGAUGUGACAGCUGGUGGCUCCCUGACAGCCGCGCCCUGCACCCCUGGCUCCCCCAGCCAGCACUUCCAGUGGCUGUCUCGGGGCCAGCUGCUGAGCGUGGCCCACCAGCAGUGCGUAGCUGUGCCAAAGCAGCUUAGCCGGAUGGCUGUGCGCCUGGAGCCCUGCAAGGCCCACAGGGAGCUGCAGCACUGGGAGUGCCGGGCAAACGGGCUGCUGGCCCUCGCCAAGGAGAACCUCUACUUCAACUAUGGCAACAGCCAGAACCACGUGGUGAUGCUGUACACAGGGGACGGGCCCUGGAGCCGUUGGGUCGUCUAUGGGAGCCAUGAGGACCUCUGCUUCUGCUCCUAUCAUGUCUGCACCCCAUGUCGCAGGGGGUGGACUUUCUUCCAGGACAGAUGCUACUUCCACUCCCGCUCCCAGGGCACCUGGGAUGCUGCCAACCACUCCUGUGCCUCUCUAGGUGCCCUGCUCCUCCAGGUGACCAGCCUUGCUGAGCAGGCUCACAUCGUGGCUUCCAUGAAAGCACCAUCCUCCUGGAUGGGCCUCACGGACCAGGCACUCGAGGGGGCUUGGAUGUGGGUGGACGGGACUCACUCAGCAGCCAAUGCCAGCUAUUGGCAGACAGGGGAGCCCAAUGGUGGGCAGACGGAGAACUGUGCGCUGGCACGACAGGAUGGGCACUGGUAUGACGUCCCAUGCACGGAGCAGCACCACUGGGUGUGUGAGGGGGAGCCCUGA
This is a messenger RNA of Terrapene triunguis (Three-toed box turtle), 1191 nucleotides long. Its product is annotated as macrophage mannose receptor 1-like. The record is from RefSeq and is a predicted model, not a curated record. The transcript is spliced from 8 exons. Bases 34 to 1191 code for a protein of 385 amino acids. NCBI's taxonomy places the organism in Eukaryota, Metazoa, Chordata, Testudines, Emydidae.